AUGUCAAUUAAUCAACAAAAAUUUGAUACUAACUUUUACACCAAAUUAAAUAAUUUAGAAUAAAGAUUCUAUUAGGAAGAAGCUGACAAAUAAGAUUUAGAGUAACUUAUUUUAAGUAUUGGGGAGCUUGUGAUGUUUUAUGAUUUAAAAAAGGACCCAAUAAAAUAAUAUUUCUUAGAAAAAAUGCAAUUCAUCCUAUCUAGACCUUUUACUUUAUUGAAUUUGAAAGAAUAAUACCUUAUAACAGAGAAUAAAACACCUAUUGGACAUAGACAUUAACAUAAUUUUUCUUUGCCAGUAUUAAAAUUAGAAAAACAAGCACAAGUUCAGUCAGAUCUAAAUAAUAGUUUUGAAAAGAUAAAAACAUUAUAGGAAGUAGAAAUGUUUAUAAUUUUAGGAAUAUGAAAUGCAAUAAAGAGAUUAGGCAGAAUUAAUUUAACAUGAUAUUGACAAUUAGAUGAGUGUUUUAAAAAAAAAGAUUAUUGUGAGAAAAUAGAAUAGAAACAAUCAUAACCAUGUAUAUCAUCAUUCAAAUUUUAUUUCAAACUCAAAACUUAGUGAUACAAAAACAAGUGAUGAAGAAUAAACAAAAAUGAUCUGA
Messenger RNA from Paramecium pentaurelia, 601 nucleotides. NCBI's taxonomy places the organism in Eukaryota, Ciliophora, Oligohymenophorea, Peniculida, Parameciidae. The record is from the annotation of a GenBank genome assembly.